AUGAAACUUUCACGUGUCGAGAUGUUGAAGAAAUCAAAGGAAGAAAGAGAACUCGAAUAUAAACGGAACCAUAUAAUUGGACAAUGUGUUCUUGGUUCCUUUUAUGUUAUUACAGUUGUGCUUGGUUCAUUUGCAAGGACGCCCGAGUCGUAUUGGUCAAGCCGGUCCAACCUUAUUAACAAAUAUUUUGUAAAAAUUGGAUGGUUUUGGACAACUAUAGUUUUUAUAAUAUAUGCGAUAUUAAUUCAUACUAAUAAACUGGAACAAUUCGUAAAAGCUAUAAUUCGUUUGCUAUUGGCAUCCCUGUAUUGGUAUUUAUUUACACAAUGGUUGUUUGGACCAAGUUUAUUGGAUAGGGUGUUUGUGCUUACCGGAGGCGAGUGUUCCAAAGUAGUGCCAGGAGAAAUAUUUGAAGCUCAUGUUUGUCGAAAGGGUGGAGGAGAUUGGAAUAAUGGUCAUGAUGUUAGUGGCCAUUGUUUUAUGUUGAUUCAUGCUUCUCUUUUCAUUCUGGAAGAUGCCAACAUUCUUUUUUAUCGAUCAAAUAAUUGGAAGAAUAAAUUUCUUUUUAAGCUUUUCGGAGGCCUACUUUUUCUUUGGUGGUGGAUGCUACUUAUGACCGCAGUUUAUUUUCAUACGUCUUUUGAGAAAUUUACCGGUACCUUGUCCGGACUUUUUUAUUGGGCCUUAAUGUACGGUUUUAUUUUUCCAAAAUAUAUGCCUUAUAUGAUGCCUUAUGAAUUGGAGGGGUACAAAUUUGAUAAAAAAAGUAACUAUUGGAAUGAUGACACGGAAAGAAUUGAUUACUUUUAA
Messenger RNA from Funneliformis caledonium, 810 nucleotides. Lineage: Eukaryota; Fungi; Glomeromycota; Glomeromycetes; Glomerales; Glomeraceae. The record is from the annotation of a GenBank genome assembly.